AUGGCAACCUCCGGCAAGGUCUUGAAUGCAACUGAGAAGGUGGAGCAAGCCCGAAGCAUGUUUGGCGCAGCCUACGAGGCUGCGCGGGCGGAUCCCGUGGACAUUCCGGUGGCCACGGGAGAAACUGGCCCUGACGGACAGCUCAUUGUCACCCACAAGUACGCCCACGAGGAUGACGUGGGCAAGGUGGAGGACGAGAGCAAAGUGGAGGGCCCCUAUGCGAUUCUGAAGAACCACCAGGACGCUGCGAUCACGCUUUGCACGAAGGGUCGCUACUUUGAGGGUGUGGGAUGCUGGGAGCACUGCAAAUUCGAGUAUCCGAUUGGGACGCUGAGUCAGUGCUGGAAGGAAGAUUGCCCCAAAGGUUGGUCAGAGGUGGCUGGCGGAUUCUGCAAGAAGAACGGCGUCAAUGUCAACACGAAGCCCAAAGGCAGCUACAGCCGUGGCGGGAGCAAGUCGCCCAAGACAUGCAAGCUUGGUGACUCCUUUGGGCCUGGAGCACAGCCAGACAACGGAAAUCGCGAUGUGACCGUUGUCAUGCUGUCGGAUGUGCAGCUUCCCUGGUGCCACAAGGAGGACUCCCGCAUGGACAUGCCCUGCGCCCUGGAGGAUAACUUUUACAUGAUCCAGGGCAUCAAGGCCCUCGAGAGUUUGUCAUGGGUGGAGGGUGAUGUGGACCCGGUGGCGACGCCCCUUGGGGUGUUCAUCGCCGGCGAUCUGACGGCUUUUGGCUCGACAAAUCAGUACCUUACCUAUCGGAAGCUCUGGGAGACCCGGGACGACGAGAGUUCCAACAAGAACAACAAGCUGCCUAUCUGGCCCGGUCUCGGCAACCACGACUAUGCCAACAAUAUAGAAGGAUGCAUGACUCUCUUGGAGGAGCCCACGUGGGCACCCUACGCGAUGAACGGCUGUGCUCAGCGAAUGUUGACCUACGUCCGCGCCGCAGUCGGCAAGUGUGGAGACGAAACUGUCGUGAAAAGCUUUGGUGGCUUUGUGGACCAUUACCACAAGGACUCGGCGGCAUAUACCGUUCGUUACGGCCGCAUCCGCUUUGUGCACUUGCACAACUAUCCGACCUUUCGGCGACAGCAGCUGACGGGCAUGGCCUCCACGAUCGGCUUUCUGAAAGACGAGGUGGCUGAGGCAAAGAAGACAGAGGACUACCUCGUGCUGGUCAUGCAUGAUGUGGGCCAGCACUUCAGCGCCGAGGCACACGACGGCCAGGUGGAACGCUACGAUUACUUCUCCGACAUUGUCGCGGGCUCCAGGACACUGGCUGUGUUUGCCGGCCACCUUCAUCCAACGGGUGGAAUGAAGAGAGGCUUUCUCCAAGAUUCCCGGCCUAGGGAGUACACGACGCUGCGGAACACCUGGGGGGAGGAGAUCCCCGUCAUCCGGAACUGGGCUUCCUCGGAGCAGCGCUUCGUCGUGGCGCAGGUGAACGUCGCCCGCUGCUACUGGCGCUUUGGCUCCGUGAGUGCGCCGGGGAAGGACUCGGCAACCGCCUGGUAUUCGCCGGACAGCCAGGAGCAGCAGCGUGUCUUCACCAUUCCAAACUGCACUAUCGACGAGAACUACAGCUGGACGCCACCUACCAAGGCCGGCCUGAUGUACCUAGGCCGCAGCCUGCCUCUGAACUCCGAGGAGGCCGUGCUCCGCUUGCGCGAGGCACGACUCCGAACAGAAAAGGAUCAGGAGGAGGAAGAGGCUGCAGCCCACGAAGAGCAGCGCCGGGUGGAGGUUCGACGAUGCCAAGAUGCCCAGACCAGGCAAGCUGCUGCUGUUUUGAGAGACAAGAAGAUCGAUAUCCUACCCGUCUACCGGAGAAUGUCCGUCGGCUUCGGGAUCCCGGUAGCCCUGCUGAUUUUCGCCGCAGCUUUCCCGCCGCACGAUGAUUUGGCUGCUGCUUUGCUGGGCUCCUUCGCUUUGCUGCUCGGUUGCUUCCUCAGCAUGUGUACGUUCCUACAUGGAACAGGGGAUCGCGUCGACCAUUUCCGCUACGGCAAGCACUCCAACUGCAUCGUGAGAGUCGCAUUCUUGUCUUUUGCCCUCGGCGUCAUAGCACUGGCGGCUUUGACAAUGCACCAUAGCUUGGCUGGGUUUUGGUGGACCGCACUCAUUGUUUGGCCCCUGACCUGCUGUGUCAACACCUGCGUGAUCUACGGUGCCAAAGUGGAGGCCGAAGAGGGGUGUUACUUGACCGCCGAGGAGCAAGAAAUGCAAGACAAGGAGCAGCAACAAGCACGCCAGGAGGUCCUUCAGCGCACCAUUGUCUUUGAAGGCUCUGUGCUGGAAGGGGCGGGGCGCCCAUGCGUGUGUUCAUGGCCUGGAAAGUAUGAGGGCGCCUGGGAUUCCCUCGUCUCCUCCAGCCGGAAUGGGGAUGUCAGCGCGGCUGUCGUGUUCUUGCCGGAUGGUACUGCGGAUUUCGGGCAUCACGCUGAGAUUCCCGAAGCCGAAGGCAUCGUCGGAGAGUGCUGGUGCGUGCCCCUCUAUGGCGAACAGAAGCUGUGGGGCUGCCGCUGGUGGAGCCAUUGGAUUGCGAACAUCGAGGAGGCCGUGAAGAAGGAGGCCGAGCUGGUGGUCUAUUACUUCGUGGAUCACGUAGGCAGGGGUAAGGCGCAGAGCUUUUCCACAGCCGGCCAGGAGCACCUCCGCAGGGAGACGCUGAACAGGCGCUUGGAUGAGUUCAAAGAGACGCAGCAGUUCAAGGAAGCUGUGGAUGCGGGUCUGGGGGGCCUCUCCAAGAAAUGCCGUGGGGAUGGCUCAUCCUCCUACAGCCGCGAGCUCAAGCG
Molecule: messenger RNA, 2795 nt
Organism: Symbiodinium sp. CCMP2592
Lineage: Eukaryota; Dinophyceae; Suessiales; Symbiodiniaceae
Source: the annotation of a GenBank genome assembly